AAAAAAAUUAUUGGAAAUUCAGACAGCGAACAAGAAAUGUCAUGCAGAAACAUGCUUAAAAAAAUUCCUGAUCUACCACAUAAUUACGUCACUAACAACAGCAUGCAGUUCGAUAUUGAAAAUAUUCCUGUUAUUUAUGAAGAGACCGAUGAACCAAAAGAUUCACUUAAAACCACACGCAACGUCCCAAAAGUGUUAUCGCAGCAAGUACUUACCAAAGCUCCAAUUGAAACAGAGCAGAGAUUACUUGUAGCACCAAGUUCAUCACUACCAGUAUAUGAUGCAAUAACUACCUCUUUGCCAUUGUACACAUCUAACAGAUCAGAUGCGUAUACACAAGAUAGGUCCGAGUCUUUGGUACGAAUUAUUGAAGAUAAUUUUAAUAAAUUAUUCAAAAAAGUUGCUGAAAUAGCAGUAGAGGUAAAAUCUUUGACAGCAAGUUUGAAUAAAUUACAAACAAGAUUUCAUGAUGACACCGACACCCCUGCAAGUGCUGAACUGCUCAUGAUCACAGAUUCGUUACCAUUUCCUACAAUUGAUAAACUGAAGGACUUUGAAUACCAAUUGGAAAUAAAUGCUACCCUAAAAUCUAGUGUGGGAUCAUAUUUCAAACGAAUUGGAGGUAGCGGAGCAAAAGAUACUACAUUGCGUAUUCUUCGAAGAGUUUUCUCAAAUGCAGUGGCUCAGAAUUGUUCCUGGUUGGGCCUACGUGAUAAUUUUUCAGUCCAAAAUUUGGCUAUAAUAAAGAUCACCAAAGAUCUAUUUUUAUUUCCUAGAUGCAGUAAUGGUGAAUUAUAACAUGACGGACAAAGAAUUUGAAGAAACUUGCAGUGAGUGGUUCCGUCAAGGAAAACAAAGAUUUAUCAGAGAAGAGAAGGCGAAGGCCAAAGCACGAGCAUAGAGGAAGCACGAGCAAUCGCACAAGUUCAUACUGUAAAUUAACCACAGUUCAACGAAUUGGAGUCAAUCUUAUAUUUAAUUUCAAUUUAUUCUUGUUUUACAACUUACAUCUGUACUGGCUCAAGUUAAUUCAUGAUACUCACCUACAAACUGCAAUUCAUAUAGAUUUUUAAGUUCAUUUGAUAGCUUUCAUACCUUCAUAUAUCUUAAUCUUAAAUAGUUUGAAGCUAAUUUCAUACCUCGAAUGUUUACGGUGCAGUAGUUUCACAUCAAAACCACAAUUGUAUCAUGUUUACCAUGUACUUUGUGGUUUUGUAGUAAAACUCCAUACUAACAGUAUAAAUAUUGUCCCACUUUCCGGUGAUGUGAGCAACAUAUUCGACAUGGAGUUGGAUAGAAAAAUUAUAAACAAACUACACGGAAAAAUGAUAUAACGGUAGUUACCUUGCGAAGCCACUAUAUAUAGCCUAUACGUUCAUUUUGAAUUUACGUAUUUUUGAAAGGAUUCCAAUUCUUGUUUUAUCGCGAAAUAUAAUACCAUAUAAUACAGCCACAAGUUACAUUACAGGCACAUCAGUGUUGACUUGAUUCCACAUAGGUUAUCUAUGUACCUAAGUAAUUUUUUGUUUAGUUCCGUAUACGUUUCAUAACGUAAAAGUCAGAUACUGGUUGUAGUAUUACUCUUUUUAAAUGUUCAUUAUCAUAUGAUAUGUAAAGUACAAAAUACCCUGGUGGGAAUUUCUACGAAUUUCUAGGGAAAUUGGAACAGUUUUCAUUGAAAAUUAUUGUUUUUUUUUUUUUGUAGUUUAUCAACAAAUUGUAGAUCCCGUGGUUCAUUUGAAAAAUUGUAGAUUUUUGUAGUGAUUCAGAAAACCUCGUUUUUGUCAAUCAAAUUGGAAAGAACUAUAAUUUUUUUUAUAAAAACCUAAACUUUAAUUUUCCUUGAAAUUCGGACUGAUUAAAUUUUCAGUUACGUUCUUAUGGCAAUUUUUUUAUUUACUUUUUCCUAUGGGCCGUUCGAGUCCUCAGCGCUUAUUAUAGAUUGUGAUUGAUAUCUACUAUAGUACCUAAAUAUUGUUACUUAUGUGAUACUACGGGUGAAAUUGUGAGAUUCUUAUGAUCUCCAAGAACCAUGUUAAGUAGUGUGUACUUAUUUCUCGCUGUAACACGUUGAAUUUUUAUAUUCUAUUACCUGUAUUAUAUUAAGCAAAAUACGUAUAACGGUAUUGUAUACCCGUUUCCCUAUUGUCACUUGUAUGACACUACAUCUUGAUUUUCUAGAUUCUAGUACCUUUGUUAUUUUGUUAUAUUACUCAUUUCUAGCUGGUUAGUUUUAU
Molecule: messenger RNA, 2237 nt
Organism: Neodiprion fabricii
Lineage: Eukaryota; Metazoa; Arthropoda; Insecta; Hymenoptera; Diprionidae
Exons: 7
Coding region: 37-798 (253 amino acids)
Source: RefSeq, a predicted model, not a curated record